AUGGUGAAUUUCUGCGCUGUUGCCGGCUGUAGCAGCAAACAUAAAACUGGAAGCGGCAUCUCCUUUCACAGAUUUCCUGAUGUGAGGAAAAAGCCAGCUCUGUGGAAACGCUGGGUUAAGGCUUUGGCUCGGCAAAAUUGGACACCGAGUCACUACACAUACAUCUGUAGCCAACAUUUUGAGAAAUCUUGUUUUCAGGAGUUUCCUACUUCUUUCUAUAGUAACAGUAACAAGAAAAGGAUUUUGCGUCGCAAGUGCCAUAAUUUUUCUCACAAGAAAGGAGUGUUAUAUUAUAAACACCCGAAAUACGGUCUUCUUCGGGUGGUCAGCAAAGAAGAGAAAAAUGAUGUUAUCCGAAGGUUCCACGAACAUCCGACCGGCCAUAGGAAGGAAAGACGAACAUGGGAGCUGCUGUCAACAGAAUAUUAUUGGAUUGGAAUUGUUAAAGAUGUUGCUAGUUUUGUUAAGAAAUGUCAGGUUUGUCAAGCAAAUGAAGCCUUUCGAAAAUCCAAUAAAUGUGCAUGGACCUCUGCUUAUAUUGAAAUUGACGUGGACAACCAAGGUAACCUCAAGAAAUGCCUCUUUCUUUUCUUUACAAACUUUUGCAAUAAAAUGUUUCUUUGUUUUCCUAUGAUCUUAUUGUUUUGA
Acanthosepion pharaonis is the source of this 648-nucleotide messenger RNA. Lineage: Eukaryota; Metazoa; Mollusca; Cephalopoda; Sepiida; Sepiidae. The record is from the annotation of a GenBank genome assembly.